UAUAGUCCAAACUUCUGAAUUCUGAGUUGUGAAGUUUUGAUGAAUUGUUGGUGAAUUGUGAUCGUAACUCUUAAUGCGAAUGAAAUCUUAAUGUUCAUUGACUGGGUUUUAAAAAUUUCAUAAGUAUGGGGACCGAAAUAGCGAUAUCAUUUAGUACAUUACGUGCUCAAUUAGAAAAUGAAAAGAAUAGUUUGUUUAAAAUAGAUGAAAACAUUAAGAAAAUUGUGCAAACGUCUGGUCGGUUUACAGAUAGAUUUAACGCAUCUGGAGACUACACGCGAGGUGGGGCACGGUUAGGCGGUAGGAAUUCCUACCCCGAUGUAGCCAAUAAUUAUAAAAUUGACGAUCAGUUAAAACGCAAACAUGAAACUAAGACGGUCUUUAGCAGAUUAUCUGCAAGGGUUCAUGACAGUGACGGUGAAGAUGAUGGUCCAGGACCAAAAAGAAACAAAGUAUCUUCAACUGUCAGCCGAGAACUGCCAACCAGAGCUGCCGUGCUACGGGCCCAGGGUGAUGAUGAACAGGCUCGGAAACGAAAUAGAAGAAUAUUUGGGUCUCUACUUGGUACCCUACAAAAGUUCAAACAGGAAGAGAUUGAAUUACAGACUAAAGAAGAUAAGAAAGCGCAAGUCGAAAGAAAAAUCGAAGAGCAGGCGAGAUUGGAAAAGGAGAGAGAACAAAAGGAGCGGAAGACAUUAUUUGCCGAGCGAGAGCAUAAAAAAGCGACAAUCAAGGCCCUUGAGGCUAAAAUGGCUCGCGUUCAGGAAUUCGAGAAAUGGGAAGCGUCACAGCAAUGCUUAGGGAACUUUAUACUGACAAAAGCUAAACCACACGUAUAUUGGUUACCAAAGAAGAUGUCAGAAAAAGCAACAGAGAAAUUGAAUUCAAGUCGAAAAUUCCACGAGAAAUACAUGGUGAGAAAACGCGAAGAAUUACAAGAAGAACUGCAACGGAUAGAACAAAAGUGUCUCAGACCGAGAGGUCCCGGUUUCAAAGAAAAUGUACAGGAGAAUCAGAUUAAUCGCCAAGAGAAUAGCGUUAAUCGUCAGGAAAAUAACGUCAAUCGCCGGGAAAAUAGCGUUAAUCGCCAGGAAAAUAGCGAAAACAAGUCGAUUGAGGAUAGUCAGGGCGGACGGAAGAGAGACAAGUUUGCUAUGGAUGUGGAUGAAGCUGGGGAGGAGAGUGAUGGUGAUGAUAGGCAUGCGGCAGAGGAAAAUGUGGAAAAUAAAGAAGCGGAUGAUAAUAAAAUGGACACCAGCACAGAAAAGCCCUCCGUCUCUGAUGCUGAUGAAACUAAGGCCGUCAAAGAAAAUGAAAAUGAUUCCGAAACUGUAAAUGAAACCGAAAUGAAAGAUGUCUCCGAACCUUAACAGAAUCGAACCUCCGUGUAACAAUUGUGCUAGAUCUUGACUGAAAUAAACUUUGGAAAAUCGA
Molecule: messenger RNA, 1434 nt
Organism: Melitaea cinxia (Glanville fritillary)
Lineage: Eukaryota; Metazoa; Arthropoda; Insecta; Lepidoptera; Nymphalidae
Gene: Pnn
Product: pinin
Exons: 6
Coding region: 126-1370 (414 amino acids)
Cellular component (GO): catalytic step 2 spliceosome
Source: RefSeq, a predicted model, not a curated record